Molecule: messenger RNA, 893 nt
Organism: Loxodonta africana (African savanna elephant)
Lineage: Eukaryota; Metazoa; Chordata; Mammalia; Proboscidea; Elephantidae
Gene: NELL1
Product: neural EGFL like 1
Exons: 4
Coding region: 299-886 (195 amino acids)
Biological process (GO): regulation of osteoblast differentiation; positive regulation of ossification
Cellular component (GO): cytoplasm
Molecular function (GO): heparin binding; calcium ion binding; protein kinase C binding
Source: RefSeq, a predicted model, not a curated record
UUUCGUUUUUUUGCAACAGGUUUUUUUUUUUAAGAGUUAAUUGUUAAACAUUUUCCAGCACACUACUACUGGCAUUCUGCUAUAGAGAAGAUGCUCAAAAACUAUUGUUUGAAAUGGAAAAUCUUUUGAUGUAUUCUUUUGCUGGGAUCUCAUCAAUUUUAUUAGUGAUUUUGUCAUCAUUGGUGCAAUUCUUGGGAGUAUUGUUGAUUACCGUAGCUUGUUAUCACUGCGGGCUAUUAACAAUGAGCGUUUUGUUUGUAUCGUUCACUAAACACAUCAACAUCUUUUUCUUUCCCUAAUGUUUGGCUUCCAGGGUGGAGUUUUAGUAAAAAUUACAGAAACGUGUCCUCCUUUGAACUGCUCAGAAAAGGAUCACAUUCUUCCUGAGAACCAAUGCUGCAGUGUCUGUAGAGGUCAUAACUUUUGUGCAGAAGGGCCUAAAUGUGGUGAAAACUCAGAGUGCAAAAACUGGAAUACAAAAGCUACUUGUGAGUGCAAGAAUGGUUAUAUAUCUGUCCAGGGAGACUCUGCCUACUGUGAAGAUAUUGAUGAGUGUGCGGCGAAGAUGCAUUACUGUCAUGCCAAUACUGUGUGUGUCAACCUGCCUGGGCUGUAUCGCUGUGACUGUGUCCCGGGCUACAUUCGUGUGGAUGACUUCUCUUGCACAGAGCAUGAUGAAUGCAGUACCGGGCAGCACAACUGUGACGAGAAUGCCAUCUGCACCAACACUGUCCAGGGACACAGCUGCACCUGCAAACCGGGUUACGUGGGGAACGGGACCAUCUGCAGAGGUAGGCUGGCUGUUGGAGGGGCGAGCUCUGAUCUGCCACCCUGCCUGGAUCUUUGUGCUCCUGUGGCAGACCCUCUUCGACAUCCUGGUGGCUGAGUGUGAC